AUGAAGAUGAGACGCCAUAAACUCUUUCUGACUCUCUGCAUGGCUGGUCUCUGCCUCAUCUCCUUCUUGCACUUCCUCAAGGCCCUUUCCUAUGUCACCUUCCCCAGGGAGCUGGCUUCGCUUAGUCCCAACCUCGUCUCCAGCUUCUUCUGGAACAAUGCCCCUGUCACACCUCAGGUCAGCCCUGAGCCAGGGGGUGCAGAGUUCCUCCGCACACCCCUGUACUCCCACUCCCCCUUGCUCCAACCCCUGCCUCCCAGCAGAGCCAGCGAAGAGCUGCACAAAGUUGAGUUCGUGCUGCCAGAAGACACAACAGAAUACUUUGUCCGUACCAAAGCCGGUGGUGUUUGCUUUAAACCAGGCACCAAGGUGUUGGAGAAACCACCUGUGGGAGGUCGGCUGGAGGAGCGAGCAGAUGGCGCAGCGUCGGGGCGAUCAGCUCGCAAGCCACUGAGCACCAGUGGGACCAAGCGGCGCAAGUGGGUGGAGUGUGUGUGCUUGCCGGGCUGGCACGGCCCCAGCUGUGGGGUCCCCACGGUGGUCCAGUACUCCAACCUGCCCACCAAGGACCGCCUUGUGCCACGGGAGGUCCCCCGGAGGGUCAUCAAUGCUAUCAAUGUCAACCACGAGUUUGACCUGCUGGAUGUCCGUUUCCAUGAGCUGGGAGAUGUCGUGGACGCUUUCGUGGUGUGCGAGUCAAACUUCACAGCCUACGGGGAGCCGCGGCCCCUCAAGUUCCGCGAGAUGCUCCUCAACGACUACAUCCGCCACAAGGUGCUCUACGUCUUUCUGGACCACUUCCCCCCCGGUGGCCGCCAGGAUGGCUGGAUUGCUGAUGACUACCUGCGUACCUUCCUCACCCGGGAUGGCAUCUCUCGCAUCCGCAACCUGCGCCCGGAUGACGUCUUCAUCAUCGAUGAUGCCGAUGAGAUCCCUGCCCGUGAUGGCGUGCUCUUCCUCAAGCUCUAUGAUGGCUGGACGGAGCCCUUUGCCUUUCACAUGCGCAAAUCGCUCUAUGGCUUCUUCUGGAAGCAACCAGGUACCUUGGAGGUGGUCUCGGGCUGCACCAUAGGGAUGCUCCAGGCUGUCUAUGCUACUGACGGGAUACGUUUGCGACGCCGCGAGUACUACACCAUGCCUGGGUUUCGGCAGUAUGAGAACAGCACGGGACACAUCCUGGUGCAGUGGUCUCUGGGCAGCCCCCUCCACUUUGCUGGCUGGCACUGCUCCUGGUGUUUCACCCCAGAGGGGAUCUACUUCAAACUGGUGUCAGCCCAGAAUGGGGACUUCCCCCGCUGGGGUGACUAUGAGGAUAAACGAGACCUCAAUUAUAUCCGGGAACUGAUCCGGACUGGUGGCUGGUUUGACGGUACUACACAGGAGUAUCCCCCUGCUGACCCCAAGGAGCAGAUGUAUGCUCCCAAGUACCUGCUCAAGAACUACCAGCGGUUCCGCUACUUGUUGGAGAACCCCUACCGAAAAGCGGAGGGUGCUGGGUGAGGCUGCCAAGGCUUGGGGCUUGUGUGGGAAUCAGAACUUCACAACAAAGGGAAAGUUUUUGU
Acanthisitta chloris (rifleman) is the source of this 1562-nucleotide messenger RNA. It is a transcript of the gene MGAT3, whose product is annotated as mannosyl (beta-1,4-)-glycoprotein beta-1,4-N-acetylglucosaminyltransferase. Lineage: Eukaryota; Metazoa; Chordata; Aves; Passeriformes; Acanthisittidae. Gene Ontology annotation, molecular function: beta-1,4-mannosylglycoprotein 4-beta-N-acetylglucosaminyltransferase activity. Gene Ontology annotation, biological process: protein N-linked glycosylation; N-acetylglucosamine metabolic process. The record is from RefSeq and is a predicted model, not a curated record. Gene Ontology annotation, cellular component: membrane.